Molecule: messenger RNA, 2482 nt
Organism: Megalops cyprinoides (Indo-Pacific tarpon)
Lineage: Eukaryota; Metazoa; Chordata; Actinopteri; Elopiformes; Megalopidae
Gene: gspt1
Product: G1 to S phase transition 1
Exons: 14
Coding region: 215-1933 (572 amino acids)
Biological process (GO): translation
Cellular component (GO): translation release factor complex
Molecular function (GO): translation release factor activity; GTP binding; GTPase activity
Source: RefSeq, a predicted model, not a curated record
GAGGAGGACUCGCGUUGAGUGCUGAGUCGAAUCCCCCCUUUUUCUGGUGUCGCUGUGAGAAACCGGCUCUGUAUUCUUUUAAGGAAAGAAAGCGAUUUACAUGUUAAAAAGAUAACUUCAGAGGUGGUGAAAGCAACGUCUAAGGAGGUGGUUUUUACAGCUAACUACGUAGCUAGUAUUUAGCACAUAGCUAGCUUAUAAAUAAAGACCCACGAUGGACCCGAGAGACACUGCCCCUGAUUCCUGGGAACAGGAGGACGAUGUCGAGGCCCCGGCCGACGAGCAACUUCAGUCCGCCUUUAGUGGCCUUAAUGUGAAUGCAAAGCCAUUUGUCCCCAAUAUUAAUGCCCCUGAAUUUGUACCGGCUGUCUUUCUGAAGGGGCCUCCAGAAAAUCCAGACACCGACGGUACUGAUACAGUUGCCAGUAUGGACGUAUCAGAAACAGUUGCACCGGUGGAGAACGGAGAGGCAGACAUGAACACAGAGGAGACGUGGGAACAGAAAGAGGAGCCUGGUGACGCGGAGCCUGGAGGUGGGCCCUCUGGAGAUGGGGGCACUCCCGAGGAACUCCAGCAGGAGAUGAUGGAGGAAGAGGAGGAGGUGCCAACUCCCAAAGUAGCCCCUGCCCCGCCAGAUGCCCCCAAGAAGGAGCAUGUGAACGUAGUAUUCAUUGGUCACGUAGAUGCUGGCAAGUCAACAAUCGGUGGGCAGAUCAUGUAUCUGACGGGGAUGGUGGACAAGCGCACCCUGGAGAAAUAUGAAAGAGAGGCAAAGGAGAAGAACAGAGAAACCUGGUACCUUUCCUGGGCCCUUGACACCAACCAGGAGGAGAGGGACAAGGGAAAGACAGUGGAGGUUGGGCGCGCGUACUUUGAAACAGAAAAAAAGCACUUUACUAUCCUGGACGCGCCAGGGCAUAAAAGCUUUGUCCCAAACAUGAUUGGCGGGGCAUCGCAAGCUGACUUGGCAGUUCUGGUCAUCUCUGCCAGGAAAGGGGAGUUUGAGACGGGCUUUGAAAAGGGUGGCCAGACACGGGAGCACGCCAUGCUGGCGAAGACAGCGGGAGUGAAGCACCUGAUAGUCCUCAUCAAUAAAAUGGACGAUCCCACAGUGAACUGGAGCUUGGAGAGGUACGAGGAAUGUAAGGAGAAACUAGUGCCAUUUUUGAAGAAGGUUGGCUUUAACCCGAAAAAGGACAUUCAUUUCAUGCCCUGUUCUGGACUUACGGGAGCCAACCUAAAGGAACCUGCAGAGCACUGCCCUUGGUACACGGGGCUGCCAUUCAUUCCACAUCUGGAUAGUCUGCCAAACUUCAACAGAUCAAGCGAUGGACCGGUCAGAUUACCCAUAGUCGACAAAUACAAGGAUAUGGGCACUGUGAUCCUUGGAAAGCUGGAGUCAGGGACUAUCAGCAAAGCACAGCAACUUGUCAUGAUGCCAAACAGGCACACUGUGGAGGUGCUGAGUUUGCUCUCGGAUGACGUGGAAACUGAUGAUGCGGGGCCCGGAGAGAACCUGAAACUGCGGCUGAAGGGCAUCGAGGAGGAGGAGAUCCUGCCCGGCUUCAUCCUCUGCAACGCCGAGAACCUCUGCCACUCUGGACGCACGUUUGAUGCCCAGAUUGUCAUCAUCGAACACAAAUCCAUCAUCUGCCCAGGUUACAACGCAGUUCUACACAUCCAUACUUGCAUUGAAGAAGUGCAAAUUACAGCCUUAAUCUGCCUGGUAGACAAAAAGACUGGUGAGAAGAGCAAGACACGACCUCGCUUCGUCAAACAAGACCAAGUAUGCAUUGCCCGCCUGCGGACAGCGGGAACCAUCUGCCUUGAGACCUUCAAAGACUUUCCCCAGAUGGGACGGUUUACCCUACGAGAUGAAGGCAAGACCAUUGCUAUUGGCAAGGUGCUGAAGCUGGUACCAGAGAAGGACUAAAAGAGGGCUGCAAGGAUGUCUUGAUGUAGUCGACUGGCUAUGGAGAAGGAUGCUGCUGAAGGCCACCUCCCAGCCCUCCUCUUCCCCCACUUCUAGCGGGAAGACAAUUUGAAAAAUCAGCUUCAGAAAAACAAACUUCUCAAAGUGAAAGAAAAAUCGGUUUUUAAGAAAAACAAUAUAUAGAACAAAACCAAGUACACGUGUGUCAGCUUUCUCAUAUUGAGAGCUCAGCUAUGCCAUUUGUUUUGCCCCUUUCCAUAUGCCUCCUCUGGUCUCACUCCACUGGGCUACACUUCAAAUGAAAAGGAAUGAGUUUCUUCCAAAAUGUUUUGCUUCCUUCAGAGAGAAAGUGACGCAGUUAUAAUAAACAUAUGUGGACCGGGGCUUGCUUGGAAAAAAUUCACUUUUAAAAACUUAAUUAAAUGAAACCAAAAUAAUGUUAAUACUCCGGUUGUACAUGUCUCCCUUUGCUAAAAUCCACAUUGGUUUCUCUACAGGAAACGUUUCAGCCACAAGCGCGUGUUCACGUGUUAUUAAAAGCAACCACAG